Messenger RNA from Cygnus olor (mute swan), 2744 nucleotides. RefSeq names its product TNF superfamily member 15 (gene TNFSF15). Gene Ontology annotation, molecular function: tumor necrosis factor receptor binding. The transcript has 4 exons. Lineage: Eukaryota; Metazoa; Chordata; Aves; Anseriformes; Anatidae. Gene Ontology annotation, cellular component: membrane. The coding region runs from base 836 to 1561 and encodes 241 amino acids. Gene Ontology annotation, biological process: immune response. The record is from RefSeq and is a predicted model, not a curated record.
AAUCGUGCUGCCCUGCAGCUCCUGGGGUGCUGAUAGGCAGCAGCCCUUUUUAAUCUCAGAUAGCAGCUAUCAAUGAGGCAAAAUGACCUCACAUUUUCCCAAGUGCAAUAAAGUCACAGCUUUUCCCCUUCCAAGUAAUGAUAACAGGCUCCUGGGAAAGUAUAGCGACGAGUUCAGAGAGCAAGCCCCCAUUGGCCGGGGAGCCAAACACCCGACCGGGGCCUGAACCCAGGCUGCUUGGUGCAAAAGGCACUCAUCGUGCAGCCUGCAACCUGCCUCACGGUCUGCUAUUACGCAGGAACAAAGUGACAUCCUAGAGAAACAGACUCCUUCUGGGUGUCACUUGCAGCCUGCUCGCCUUCCCUAAAAGCCUCUUCCCUUUCAUCCCGAGGCCGUGCUGAAACUGCGGCGCUGCAGCCACUUGCCCUCGUGCUCCCCCUUUGCUUCUCACUUUCACUCCCAUUGGUUUCACGUUCCCUUUGCCACGCGGAAAAGCUUUCAAGCUCAUCCAGCCCGGCAUCAGAGUUUAUCCUGGUUCCACCCACUGGGACUUUCCUAGCUUCCUCCUACACGCGAGGGGAAAAAAAGGCAGAGGGAGGCAGGCAGCAGGCACCUCGGGGAGCUCGAUGAGCCGCGGUGCUCCCUUCCCUGAGCUAGGUUUCUAUUGUAGGCGGUGCAUUCCUCGGGAGGGAGGGUGUGCGUGUGUCGGUGCCUUCCCACACUCGGGGCAGCUCUUAUUUAAUGGGGGUCUCCAUGCAGGGCAGAAGCCAGAGGAGAUUUUGCUGUUGCCAGCUCCCAGCCAGGCUCAGCGGCAGCUCACACGUCAAGCGCCGGCAUGGACCGCGGGGCUGAGAUAACCCUGGAGGAGGAGGCUCCGGUGAUCGGCCAAGCCUCCAGGAUGCACCUCAAGGAGGACUUGAGGAGGAUACGAUGCGCUGUGCUGCUGUGCCUGCUGGCCGUGCUGCUGCUGGCAUUGCCCACCGCCUACCUGCUAGUUGGAAACCUCCGAGCCCCCAACUCCUGCUCUGGCCAGGUCACAGACGAGAGGGGCUCUCACCUUCUGAAGCAGCGGGCAGUAGAAACUGUUACAGAUACAAUUCCCAGUGCAGAGAAGCCAAGAGCGCACCUGACAGUGAAGAAACAAGACCUUUCCAGCGCCAUGGGAAACCACCUGCCAAUCCUGCAGUGGGAAGACAAGCAAGGCUUGGCCUUUACCAAGAACAACCUGAGUUAUUUCAGCAACUCACUGGUGAUACCUGUGUCUGGGGACUACUAUGUUUAUGCUCAGGUCACUUUCCGAGGGCCCAUUGAAAGUUCAGGGAAAGCGAAUUCUGUCACUGCCAUCAUCACCAAAGUCACCGACAGCUACCCUGAGCCCACCCAGCUGCUGACCAGCACCAAGACCCUCCGUGAAGAAGGGAACAGCUGGUUCCAGCCCAUUUAUCUGGGAGCCGUGGUCUCCUUAGAAGUAGGGGACAAGCUGAUGGUCAACGUUAGCAACAUUAAGCUGGUGGAUUACACUAAGGAGCACAAAACCUUCUUCGGUGCCUUUUUACUGUAGGUCUCUGGCAGCAGCUGGUGGGGGCUGACAUGGCCCUGCUGGACUCUGGUUUGGUGGGGGCGUGUUGGGGUGCUGGUCGCUGUUCUGUUCUCCUUCUGUACUGUCACUCACCUGCAGCACUCUCUGCAGCCUUAAAUUAAGGGGUAGGGAAAGCUGAAGCCGCAGGCUGAAUUGAAACAAAGCAAAAAACUCCAGAAAAAUGCAAGUCAGGCUAGAGGAAAAUAGAAGGUUUUGAAAGCAAAAGCUAAGAGCUCUUCAAAACUUUGUAUGCUGGGGAGGGACCUGUUAUAUGUGUGGGAUAGGCCUAUUUAUCCUGAAUACUACAGCUAAGCUGCAUCACUAACUCCUCUUCUAAUAUACAAUUUCCUCAUCUCAAAAAAAAAAAAAAAAAAAGUGUUUUAAACUUUCCCCAACACUUCCAGUAUAGUUUUGCAUUACCUCACUUCAGAUUCUCAGUUCUAAAAGGUAAUUAUUUUUUGUCAUUUCCUUACAAAUAGAUUUGCUCAGUACUUUGCACUAAUAUAAAACCCACAUUAAUCAUUAACUGCUUAAUUAAUCCCUUCCAACUUCCCUGUAAAGUAGAUUAAAAUUAUAUUGCAUUUUGCAGAAGCUACCUGAUUUUUUUUUCCUCCAGGAAAUUGUUUACAAUUAUGUAAGUCAAUAUGCAGGCUUAAGCCUUUAUGUAAAACUUCUAGGGAACAUGCAGAAAUGCUUUCUGUUUCAGCAUGACAGCGGAAUCCCCCUGUCAGAUCCUAACAUUAGGAAAACAGAAAAAAACAAGGCAGAGGCACGCAACAAAAUUUUCUGCACUAUUUAAAAUCAACCAACAAAAUUUCAAGAGAAACCUUCUGCAAUAUCUGGUUUUCCAAUUCGUUUAAUGCAAAGCAAGUGCAACUAAAGAAAUCACUGCCUUGGUGCUCUCCCCCCUUGCAACCACUGCUACAGCAGUCUGCGAAACGCAAAGGACUCCUCAGCCUUUGCCUGGGCGAGGGCUGCCAACCAGCAGCCCAUACAAAAGGUUCUCGGAUCCAAAGACAAGAUCAUGGUGUGCCACGGCCAGGUGCAGAGCUCAGGAGCACUCAGCUUCCCAUCUCGCACUUAUUUUUUUCAUGGACUUGCUGUCUCUCAGGGAAAUUCCGCAGCUUUCCUUCUCCUCCCACAAUAAAUACAUCACUGACAAUGA